This is a messenger RNA of Coffea arabica (coffee), 2710 nucleotides long. Its product is annotated as GDSL esterase/lipase At1g71250-like. The record is from RefSeq and is a predicted model, not a curated record. Lineage: Eukaryota; Viridiplantae; Streptophyta; Magnoliopsida; Gentianales; Rubiaceae. Gene Ontology annotation, molecular function: hydrolase activity, acting on ester bonds.
GAUUAUAGAUGAAAUUAAUGAUCUUGAGCAACAGAGCGAAUCUAUUGAAGAACGAAGAAAAUCACUGAAGAAACUUGAGCAAGAGGACCUGAGGAGAGAGAUGAAAUUAUCCAUGUAUGCUUCUGUCACUAGCAUUGUUCCAAGCCUGGACGAUCAGUCCAAAAUAUCUGGCCUCAAUUCAGAUAUUGUGGAGAGGGAGGAAAAAAGAGUAGAAAAGUUUGAACUCGAUCCGGUGAAGCAGACUACCUUUGAGACUUGCAAUGGCAUCUGGAAGAUGAUAAACUUGUGAUAAAUCUGAGUUGUUUCCACAUUUAAGUCGGUUUGCAGUUUAUAUAUUUAUGUUUUGGCUCGUUGCCCAGUAUGAAAACUUGAGCUCUUGGAAUCCUGAAGUUGGUACCCAUUUGGCUUGCAGCUAAUGGCUUGGUUUGAAAAUUCAGUUUCCUGGAACUUCGUUUGUUUUGCAGCUUCAUGACUUUAGUUUCAAAGCUCAAUGUCCUGCAUCUUUCUAUUACUAUUGUGUUUUCCUACAUUGGAAAAGCUGAGCCUGGAGACUUUUUGGUUCUUUUCCAGUGCUGUGUGCUGCAUCAUAUUUGAAGUGUUGUAUUUUUGCAAUGAAUGCAGAUCUGUGACUAUUGGUUUUGUCAAUCAGAUUGUUAACAUAAUUUGCAUUGUCUAAAAACAAUUAUCAUCCCUCUGUAGCAUUAUCUUUAUGAUAGAAAGAUGACUAAUUUAAUACAUUUGAAUUGUCUCUAUUCAAUUUUCUUUUCCAAAAGAACUAGUGUGCUUUGUGAUCUUUUGUGACAGAGGCCAGAAUGGGGCUUAUUGACUCGUGAGUAAGAUUUGUUUAUGAAUGUUCCAGCAACUAGGCUUCAGUUCCAAGUGAAGAAGCAAAAUACGUGUUUCACCAUUUGACCUACAAAAUGGGUGGAUAAAAUGAUCAAAGCUAUCUGUGCAGUAAAACGCAAGAUAUCAAGUUCACUUUCCUUCCAGAAUACUAUAUAUCAGGUUAUUAGUUCGAGAGAAGAUAUCUGGUUGCAGUUGUAUGCUUGGCCAUUGCGUGUUUGUAAACUGCUGCAGUUAGGAGAAGAUGAAUUAUAAAGUGGAAGAGAUGGAAACAGGAAAAAGCAAGAAGAAUGACUUGUACUGUUGGUAGCAGCUGGGAGUGUAGAGGCAGGGAUGCAAGAAUGCAAGAAUACAGAAGAAAAAGGAGUCUUGAGACAGAUAUGCUACAGAAGAAAGAAAAGAAAAGCCGAACUCAAACUGACAAGAUUGGAACUGAUGUAACUGAUUGCCAACAAAAAGUAGUAUUCAAAAAGUCAGGCAGAAUACAAGGGAAAAUGCUCUUCCAAAAGGACAAAUUCAUGGAUUGUUUUUGGUAUGGGCACAUUUUUCCCACCUUACUAGUGAGCUAAAAGGAACAUGGACACAUUUUUUGUAGUACCUUAACAUCCAUCGGAUGGGAUGAAUUCUCAUUUUAAGAUGACCUGUUGCCUGAAAGAAGCUAGAAACAUUUAUAGAUAAUGGAUGAGUAUGUACCCUUAGCAAGAAUUCAACUUCUUCUUAGAUCAGCUGCCUUGGCUUUAAUUGCUCUUUCUCCUUCACCUAGUAAUGUGGCAGCUAAGCCACAGUUUGCAGCUAUGUUUGUAUUUGGUGAUUCGUUAAUUGAUCCUGGAAACAACAAUGAUCUUAACUCUUUGGCAAAAGCGAAUUAUGCUCCUUAUGGCGUGGAUUUCAAUGGAGGAGUACCGACUGGCAGAUUUUGCAAUGGAAAAACCAUCAUAGAUUACUUGGGAGACUUGCUGGAACUUCCUUUACUUCCACCGUACACGAGUUCAUCUGUUAAUAGUGGAAACAUUCAUGGGGGAGUGAAUUAUGCCUCUGCUGCAGCAGGAAUUCUUGAGGAGACGGGACAAAAUCUUGGUGAAAGGUUCACCUUAAGUGGACAAGUCCAGAACUUCGACAACACCUUGAAUCAACUUAAGGGCCAAAUGAAUGAGCAGGAGUUGAGUCACUAUUUGGCCAGUUCCUUGGUUGUAAUGGUCCUUGGUAGUAAUGACUACAUAAACAACUAUCUACAACCUUCAUUUUACACCACAAGCUAUUUUUAUACUCCUGAGGACUAUGCUGAUCUUCUCAUUCAGCGUUACAGAAGGCAAAUAUUGGCGUUGCACAGUCUUGGAACGAGGAAGUUCUUUUUGGGUGGAAUUGGACCACUUGGCUGUAUUCCUAAUCAGCUGGCAACUGGUCUUUCUUCACCAGGGAAGUGUGUGUCCUUUGUGAAUGAUUAUGUUGGAAUGUUCAACGUGCGCCUAAGAUCUCUCGUUGAUCAGUUUAACAGAGAUUAUGAAGGGUCAAUCUUUGUUUAUGGCAACACUUUUGCAGCACUGGGUGAUAUAAUAAGAAACGCCUCUACUUAUGGUAUUACUGUCACUGAUAGAGGCUGUUGCGGUAUUGGAAGAAAUCAAGGGCAAAUAACUUGCUUGCCAUUUUCCAGUCCUUGCACUAAUAGGAAUCAGUACAUCUUCUGGGAUGCUUUCCAUCCAACAGCAAUUGUGAACCAAAUUCUUGCUAGCAAAGCUUACGGUGGAACACCUUCUGAUUGUUAUCCUAUGAAUGUGCAACAAAUGGCACAAAAAUAAUUUGUCAUUUGUUUAUGGUUUAUAAUAUGUGGAGGAGAUACUAUGCCGAUCAAGAAGAAUAAUUGCGUUAA